GGGCGGCCCCGCGCGGAGGCUGCCGGGACAAGAUGGACGCCCACGACCUCUUCCUCAGGCUGGGCGCGGGGGCCAAGUUCGACGUGCGCCGCUUCUCCGGCGACGCGAAGCGUUUCCAGGUGGGAAAAAGGAAAAGUGACUUUGAGUCUCCAGAACUGUCGGAGCGGCUGGACUUCUUCGGAGCCAAGAAACCCGCUCCGAAAGAGCCUGGGGCCUCGGGGGACGGCGUCCCCGAAACCGGAGGAGACGAGCCGCAGGAUGAGGGGACGGGUGGCGGAGAAACUCCCGGCACCGCAAACCAAAGGAAGGGAAAGAGGAACGCAAAGAAGAGGAAGAUUCAGGGGGCCUCAGGAAACGCUUUGUUGGGCUCUGCGGAAGAUGGCAACUCAAUACUCUGGAUGUCCUCCCUGGAAGCAAACCGUACAAAAAAUCAAGAGAAGGAAGAGAACAAACCGACGGCUGAAAAACUGGAACGGCUCAGAAAGGAAAAGGUAAAUCGUUUGAGAAGCAAACACAAAAUUCACAUCCAAGGAACGGAUCUUCCCGAGCCAAUCUCUGCAUUCGAUCAACUUGAUCAGGAAUAUAAGAUAAAUCAGCGACUGCUUCAGAACAUCGUGGCCGCCGGCUUCGAGAGCCCCACCCCCAUUCAGAUGCAAGCUAUUCCCAUCAUGCUUCAUGGUCGUGAGCUCCUGGCUUCUGCUCCUACGGGAUCAGGAAAGACCUUGGCUUUUAGUAUUCCCAUCUUAAUGCAGCUGAAGCAGCCCACGAAUAAAGGCUUCAGAGCUCUGAUCAUCUCGCCGACCCGAGAACUCGCCAGCCAGAUUCACCGGGAGCUGGUAAAAAUCUCCGAAGGCACCGGAUUCAGAAUACAUAUGAUACAUAAGGCCGCCGAGGCAGCCAAAAAGUUUGGGCCUAAGUCAUCCAAGAAAUUUGACAUUCUGGUGACCACACCGAAUCGACUGAUUUAUUUAUUGAAUCAAGAGCCUCCCGGUAUAGACUUAACGAGAGUCGAAUGGCUGGUGGUCGACGAGUCGGACAAAUUGUUUGAAGACGGGAAGUCCGGCUUCAGGGACCAGCUGGCUUCCGUCUUCCUGGCGUGUACAUCUCCCAAGGUCAGAAGGGCCAUGUUCAGCGCAACCUUUGCACACGACGUGGAGCAGUGGUGUAAACUCAAUCUCGACAACAUCAUUUCGGUGUCCAUUGGAGCCAGGAACUCCGCCGCAGAGACGGUAGAACAAGAACUUCUCUUCGUCGGGUCCGAAACGGGGAAACUACUGGCCAUGAGGGACCUCGUUAAAAAGGGUUUCAGCCCGCCUGUGCUUGUUUUCGUCCAGUCCAUCGAACGGGCAAAGGAGCUCUUUCACGAGCUCAUCUACGAAGGCAUUAACGUGGAUGUUAUUCACGCCGAAAGGACGCAGCAGCAGAGAGAUAACACUGUCCAGAGUUUCAGAGCUGGAAAAAUCUGGGUUCUCAUCUGCACUGCCCUGUUAGCCCGAGGGAUUGAUUUUAAAGGCGUGAACUUGGUAAUCAACUACGACUUUCCGACUAGCGCCGUGGAAUAUAUCCACAGGAUAGGCCGGACUGGAAGAGCGGGACAUAAGGGAAAAGCCGUUACGUUCUUCACCGAAGAUGACAAGCCUUUAUUACGAAGUGUCGCUAAUGUGAUUCAACAGGCAGGAUGUCCUGUACCAGAAUACAUCAAACAUUUCCAAAAACUGCAGAGCAAGCAAAAGCGGAAGUUGAUCAAGAAACCAUUGGAAAGGAAGAGCAUUAGUACAAUGCCGGAGUAUUUCUUGGAAAAGGCCAAGGAACAGCAGAAAGUUGCCGGUCAGAGCGCCAAGAAGAAAGUUGAUCCGGACCUCAAAAGUAAUAACCACCCUUCAUUGUAGACCGUCCCGGACCUUUCAUCCCGUUGUUUUACGUAUUCCAGUGGGAAGACAUGAUUUCAUCAAACGUUUAACCCAGUCACCCUUUCUGUGACUUUCCACGUGAAAUCAAAAGCCAGGAAAUUAGCCGUGGAGACGAGGGGGGUGGGGUCAUCGUGGACUUUGGUAUUUCCCGUCAAGAUAAAGAAAUUGAUAAAGAAUUUUUAAACCGGCACAGAAGUGAGAGUCUCGAAACGGGGGGGGGGGGGGAGGGGGGCUCAAGCGGGUUGAAGCACUUCUUGGAGAAGUCCAAGAGCAGAGCGGCAGUGCUCUCUCUCCCAGGGUAGUGAGGUCCAGAAGCUCUGGCCUACCCGGGAUGGAGCUGGUGAAGACAUUUUUUGUUCUCUAAAACUUGGAGCAAGAUUUCAGAAGGAGAGCUUGAAAACCAGAGUCGUGUAGACCAGAGAUGGACAGCUGUGGGCCAGCUCCUGCCCACCAACGGAAUCACUCUGGAGUUGGAGAUUCUCUCAAGAUGUCGAUUCCUGCGGGUAAUGGCAGCAAGAAGUGUGCGCUAGUCACACUUAAUAAGGGCCCCGUUUCUGGGGAGACUUAGCCUUCUCCUUUCUACAGCUAGCGCUUGAAGCCCCCAGAUCCCCAGGAUCCCAGCUGAUGAUCCUCUGGGCUCUUUAAAGAGCCCUGGGAAAGGCAGCAGAUUUCCCCUCGUUUAAACCUUUCCCGGGCACCGUUGGAGAAAAACCCUCCGUCGAUCUUCCGUUUCCCUACCCCUUCAGACUCUCUUUAUAGCCGGUCUCCUUCCUCGCCACUUGGCUUUUCUCCCUGGAUGAACGAGUGUUCCUAUUACAGGACGUAUUUUUGGCAGUACACACUAGUGGGCUAGUUUCCUGACACAUUUUUAUUUUAAGUCCGCUUCGUUCACGGAACCCUAGCCUCCUGAAGGCUGAUGUAAAUUACGUUCCGCGGUUAACGUGUUUUUACAAAAAGCAGGCUUCGUGUUAAGGAAUAAAACCUCUUGGUUACAA
Ornithorhynchus anatinus (platypus) is the source of this 2905-nucleotide messenger RNA. RefSeq names its product DExD-box helicase 52 (gene DDX52). Gene Ontology annotation, biological process: maturation of SSU-rRNA. Gene Ontology annotation, molecular function: nucleic acid binding; ATP binding; RNA helicase activity. The record is from RefSeq and is a predicted model, not a curated record. NCBI's taxonomy places the organism in Eukaryota, Metazoa, Chordata, Mammalia, Monotremata, Ornithorhynchidae. The transcript is spliced from 15 exons. Gene Ontology annotation, cellular component: 90S preribosome. Bases 33 to 1889 code for a protein of 618 amino acids.